Messenger RNA from Fusarium keratoplasticum, 1110 nucleotides. RefSeq lists its product as uncharacterized. The coding region runs from base 1 to 1110 and encodes 369 amino acids. Lineage: Eukaryota; Fungi; Ascomycota; Sordariomycetes; Hypocreales; Nectriaceae. The record is from RefSeq and is a predicted model, not a curated record. The transcript has 2 exons.
AUGCGUCGGCGAGGAAACAGGAUGCCCUCUGGUCCUUGGGGGAGACUAAAGCCUGUCGAGCAAGAUCCUUUGCAGAGUGUUGGCUACCCUUCCAAGGGAGAUGGAAGGUUACUACACUCAGAGACUCAGAAAUGGUACUACAACCAGAUCAUAAGGCGUUUUCUAUCCUUUUGUACGGAUGCGGGCGAGAGAGACGAGUUGUUACGAAGGUUAGAUUCGCUUGAUAUAAGGGCAGUCGACGCUGCCUUGGCUUCAGCCCCCCGACAACCCACUCCUAAGCAACCACGAGGAACAACGGUACAGUCUACCGGAGUCACAGCUGCUACGGAGAAGCUUGCAUCAUUAUCAAUAGCGGGGCCUUCCAGCGAUGCUUCCCGUCUACCGUCUUCCGCCUCACUUCCGACCGUCGCUGAAUCUUCGACUUCGGCUUCAGCAAAGCCUUCCAAGGAGAUUCAACCAAUUAUUCCACCCAGCGGUCCAUCCGACUCUAUGAAGGCGGCUCUUCAGAAUCCUAGCAACACCAAGGAGCUUCAAGACGUUCUGAUGGCGCUUCGGAAACUUCGAGAGGGCCUGGUGGCCAGUAAGCGUGCCGAUGAGUUCGCCUGCCAGGCCUAUAUCUUUUCUAUUCGGUUGUCGAUAUUUGUCAAGCACCCUGAAUCAUACCACCCUGCCAUGCUUCAUCUCCUUCGAUACAUCGCCAAAUGGCACAACAUGCCACACGGUGAGCUCGCGGAAAUCGCUUCCUACUACGCCCUGGAUGCCGCGUGCCGGCGCAAGAACCUGGCCGAGGCGUAUUCUAUCAGAAACGACUUCAAGAUCAAGAACAGAAAGCUAGAUGUUAUACUGAGGGCGCUUGCCCACGACAAUUAUGUCGCUUGGCAGAACAUCAAGUACAAGGUGGACCUGCCAUUCAGCAAGCUGAUGGAAUGGGCAGACGACGACAUGAGGCUUCAUACCCUGAAAUGUUUUGGAGCCUCGUACCUUAACGUGGAUCUACCGUUCUUGGAAUUUUGCACCGGCCGCAAGUGGGAUGAGCUGAAAGAGAAGGACAGUGUUGGCUGGGAGCUAGAAGAAGAAAAGGUGACCAUUCGAAGGAUCAAGAAGAAGUGA